Molecule: messenger RNA, 2460 nt
Organism: Vollenhovia emeryi
Lineage: Eukaryota; Metazoa; Arthropoda; Insecta; Hymenoptera; Formicidae
Product: Golgi to ER traffic protein 4 homolog
Exons: 8
Coding region: 2-985 (327 amino acids)
Biological process (GO): protein insertion into ER membrane
Cellular component (GO): BAT3 complex; cytosol
Molecular function (GO): protein binding
Source: RefSeq, a predicted model, not a curated record
AAUGUCCGAGUACAUGGGGAGUGUAAACAUGGCCUCGCGGUACAGUCACGGUGUCCAGCGAGUUCUAGCGAAAUUGGAGGCCUCGAUAAAUUCCGAAAACUAUUAUGAGGCCCAUCAGAUGUAUCGAACUUUGUAUUUCAGAUACCUCGGCCAGAGAAAAUACUCAGAACUCCUGGAAUUGCUGUACAACGGCUCGAUGCUUCUGUUACAGCACGAACAGCACGCAAGCGGAGCCGACUUAGGAAUUCUAUUUGUCAAUGUUUUAACGCAAUCUGGAACGGUGCCGGCGCAGGGCUUCUUCGAGAAGAUCACGAGCUUGUUUAGUUUAAUGAGCGCCACGUCACCGGAAAGGGAGGUGUUCGUGCAGUCGGCGCUUAAGUGGAGUGUCAAGGGCACGGAUUACAAGACUGGCCAUCCAGAUUUGCACCAGAAGAUAGCUCAGGUCUUUUGGAGAGAAAAGAAUUACAUAAUGGCGAGGCAACACUUUAUACAUAGUAGAGAUGGUUCCGGAUGCGCUGCAAUGCUGGUCGAACUCCACGAGCAGCGUGGAUAUAUGAAUGAAAUAGAUCUCUUCAUAGCUCAAGCAGUCUUACAGUAUCUUUGUUUGCAAAACAAAGCAACGGCACAAGAGGCCUUCAAUUCUUAUACUUCAAGGCACCCGAAAAUAAAUAGCGGCCCGCCAUAUCUUCUUCCUUUAUUAAAUUUUUUGUUUUUCCUACUCAAAACCAUCGACAGUGGUAAACUAGCAGUGUUCACAAUUCUCUGUGAGCAGUACCAGAUAUCUCUAAACAGAGAUCCAUGUUAUCGACAGUACUUAGAUAAAAUAGGCCAACUUUUUUUCAAUAUCCCGCCUCCGCGCCCACGUAAUCAGGGAUUGUUCGGCUCGUUGUUGCAAUCUUUCUUCAAUGGCCUGGAGGACGACGACUCGGACGACGAGCAACGAAAUACAGCCUCAACGUCGCACGCCGCGCAAGAACUUGAUUGAUUAAAGGUGAGGCAACACUGUGCAGUGUGAUGCUGAAUACCGAACUUUUAAUAUAUUAUUCUUCGACCCAAAUACUUUCAUUGACUGCACCUGUGUUAACCGACAAUGAAACCUGAAAUUGUGAACGUUACGUUUACGACCAAAAAAAAGCUGAAGGAAUUACUGCCAUUCGAAGAAACAGUAAUUCCGAACUGUGUAGAGCCCUGAGAGUGCGUGGGACGACUUACGGGAAUUUAUCAAAGUUGUAAGUUAUGUACUGAAUUCACAAUAGUAGAAUUCAUAGGCGUGUCUUAUUAUUUUAUACAUAUAUGUAUAAUAUUUUCUAUGCUCUUUUUAGCCAAAUAAGAUUUGUAUAAAAACGCGACGCAUGCUUCUGAAUAAAAAGUCUUGAUCAAGUAAUAUUUAAAACACAAUGAUUGUCAAUUUAUGUGCAAAAAUUCGUAUGAGUACGAAUUGAGUUUGUAAUCAAUAUCUUCAUCCUCUACAUAUACAUAUAUGCUGUUAUGAAUUCAGCAAUUAUACUUGGACUUUGAAUAAAAUCCUCGCCAUUAGCUACGACCUGUAUACCGUGCAUAUAACCACAUGAAUAUGUAUGCGUGUAAAACUGCUGGAUCGAAAAUUUAUUUUAUAUAAAAACUAAAACUGCGUGUGGACAAAUAAAUGUGACAUAAUUGUAGCUUCCGAAAAAAAGAAUGCUUACCGAGACUGCUUGUUGCCGUGGCAUCGAGAAAGAGAAUUUUACUCGGAGCAACGAGCGAUAUAUUUAUUUAUUGGAUUCUAUAUUGAUAUGAGUAAUCGUUUAAACCAAUAGAGAAAAAAGAAAUUCAUAUAUUUAACUAAGGAGAUAAAACGACCAUCGCACCGCGUAAUAAAAAUCUUCACAGCAUUAACUAAUAAAGGUAAUAUAAUAUCGCUGUGCAUUAAAAUGAAAACGAAACCAUAGACAACAUUUGAUUAAUAAAUUUAGCUUUGUAAUAAAUAUAUCUCUCUAGAAUAUAUGUAAGUGUAUUGAGUAUCCUUCAUUAUACUUCAUUGUUUAUUACGUUGUCAGAAUUAUUUAAUGCAAAAUUGUUAUCUUAAUAUAUGAUAAUUAUCAUUAUAACUGAUGACUUGCAUUAUCGACAUGAUCGAAAAAUUCUACAUUUUAAAAUUAAUUUUUUGUUAAAAAAAUUAAUGUUUAUUAUAAUUAGGUGAAAAUGAGGUAAUAUUAAUUAUCUGGUUGAUAUUAUUACUUUGGAACGUGUAUGUAUGGAAUUAGUUCUUUUGGAGAUUUCUCUUAGUUAUUAUAAUUUGUAUAAAUUACUUUAAAAAAAAUAAUAAUAACAAAUAAUGAUUGCUCGAUAUAUUAUUCUAAUAGCAACUCCUCCUUCGUGUAUCCGCUAAAAAUACCUAAUUUAAUCGCAGUAUGUGAGCUGAGUGAAACGUACAGAUAUGCCUCUGUCAUCAUGUUCCUAAUUAAAAUUACUAUUUCACAA